Anopheles stephensi (Asian malaria mosquito) is the source of this 1354-nucleotide messenger RNA. RefSeq names its product troponin C (gene TpnC25D). The coding region runs from base 417 to 872 and encodes 151 amino acids. Gene Ontology annotation, molecular function: calcium ion binding; enzyme regulator activity. The record is from RefSeq and is a predicted model, not a curated record. Lineage: Eukaryota; Metazoa; Arthropoda; Insecta; Diptera; Culicidae. The transcript has 4 exons.
ACAUUGGACCGAUCGGAGUGAGGGAACACACAAACAACGCACACCCGAGUGGUCGGACUCCUCACGCAUGCUGCGACUCAUCUAACGUCCUUCUACUGCUUGCCCUCCCUCCCCCUGGACCGAACCAAUAUUGUGCGGAGGAGUUUUUAAAUAUAAAUGAUGUUGAAUGAUAUUUUUCGCCUCUAGUUGCCUAUUGAACCGCCUUCGGUUAAUUAACUGUUUCGGUGCGAAACGGACCCGGUGUACGCGGCAGUUUUCUGAGUCUUUCCGUGUCUUUCGGUGCGUGCAGUUCGGUGUGUGACGUGUGUGUGCGGUCGUACGCGUAGUGCCUGCAGCCACCUGUGCCUUCACGUUUGCUGUCUUCCAGCGUACCUUUCCGUGCAAACCAGCGACACUAAACUACACACGGCGACAGAAUGGAUGAUGAGGAACAGAGAAUGCUGAUCAUGCGCAAAGCAUUCCAGAUGUUUGACACGCAGAAAACGGGCUUCAUCGAGACGAUCAAGAUCUCGACCAUCCUCAACACGAUGGGCCAGCUGUUCGACGAGGGCGAGCUGCAGGAUCUGAUCGACGAGGAGGACCCGGAAAGUACGGGGCGCGUUAACUUUGACGGGUUCGCGAACAUUGCCUCCAACUUCCUGCAGGAGGAGGAGGACGCGGAAGCGAUGCAGCAGGAGCUGAAGGAAGCCUUCCGGUUGUAUGACCGUGAGGGUAACGGCUACAUCACCACUAGCACGUUGAAGGAAAUUCUGAAGGCACUGGACGAUAAACUGUCCAACGAAGAUCUGGACGGCAUCAUCGGGGAAAUCGAUACGGACGGUUCCGGAACGGUAGAUUUCGAUGAGUUCAUGGAGAUGAUGACGGGCGAAUAAGCGGUACCGAUGACUCCCCAAUCCACUGUGUCAACCAUAACACGUACACACACACGCAUGCUAAUUUUCCAGUCACCAAGUACUUCUUCUUUCCAAUCUUCGGAAUCCCUGUGACAAACAGUCGGUCAACAGCAGGAAGCGAACAGUAGGAUGCCACCAGCGGACUAGUCAUUGCCACGAUGCACACACACACAGACACACAGACACACAUGCUGGAUGUGUUUUUGUUAGCUAUUAUUAAAUCACUCUCUGUGCCAUCUUCAACCGUCCCCCUGUUUUCGAUGGAUAUGCAAGUGUCUUCUUAUGUGUAAAAAUAAACCCAAAAAAACUCAUAAAAACAGUCCGGGAACAACAACGACCACACCGUGAUGCUUUCUUUUCGAAUUUGGAACUCGAGCGCCUUUAAUAAGAGAGCUUUAUGUAUUCAUCAAACUCCGUUAUUAACCCGAUCAAAACAUCUGCACAACAGGAGGAGGAAAGAG